AUGUCUGACCUAAUUGAGCUCCAGAGAAAUUAUAUACUGUCGUUUAUCAAUGACAUCAAAACAGAGCACAACCUCAAAUUCCUAAUCAUCGAUGAUUGUGUUAACGCCCUUUUGGAUUCAUUAUUUGCAGACAAAAACGAACUUCUUCGAGCUGUCACAGCUAUCGACUUGAUAGACUCAAGCAAGAGGAAAGGGCAACCUUCAGUUGAGGCAAUUUACCUGCUUAAGCCCACCAAAUUUAACAUUAACUGUAUGGAUGCGGACUUUAGUAACAGGCCUCCAAAGUACAAACGGGCCCACAUCCGUUUUUUGCCGGGAUUUAGAGACUAUUUGAUCAAGCAUUUUCACGGCAAGCAAUACCUCCCACAGUAUAUAUGCACUUUAGCUGAGGUUCAGUGCGCAUUUACCCCGAGAGAAUCGCUGGUAUUUCAGACGUUAGGUGUUGACCAGCCUCUGCAAAUCUUUUACAAUAAAAAGUGCAUCGAUCUAAUAGAAAGAAACAUAGACAGAACAGUACAGUGCAUGCUGAACCUAUGCAUUGUUACAGGAGAAUACCCAAUUGUGAGGUAUUCUCAACCCUCUCCAGAGGCUUACAAGAUUUGCCCAGCCACAAUGUUGGCAAAAAAAUUAGCAUUCCAGUUUCAAGAGGCCCUCGAUGACUACGCUCGGAAGGACGAAACCUUUCCACCACCUUCUUCAAGACCCAGAGCGGUCUGUAUCAUAACAGAACGCUCUUUGGACCCGUUCUCUUUGAUACUCCAUGAAUUCUCGUAUCAAUCAAUGGCGUAUGACUUGGCUCCCGGCGUUGACACACGCACUGAUAUUUAUCAUUACUCUGCUGAAACCGAAACUGGGCAGAGAGAAGACAAGGUUUCCAAACUAAGUGAGCUAGUUGAUCCCGACUGGGCUGAGCUAAGGCAUCAGCACAUUAUGGAUGCAAGUGAGUACCUUACCGCAAAAAUUAAUGAGCUCAUUGCCAAAAAUCCUUUGUUAGUUGACCGUGCAAACGUUAAAACGUCAACUGAUUUGUUAAGCGUAGUUGCACACUUGAAAGACUUUGAUGAAGAGAGACGGCGGAUCACGCUCCAUCGAUCUUUGAUUGAUGAAUGUCUUAAAAUUAAUGAACAGAGGCAAUUGGCUGAGCUGGCCGAUUUCGAGCAAGCAUUGGCCGGUUUUGGGUUGGAUGCAGACGGCAACAAGUUUAAAGGUGUAACAGAAAAACUCCUGGAAGUUUUAAUGAAUAAAGGUGCCAAUAUCACUGAUAAAAUCCGCUACAUCUUAGCCUAUGCCCUUUAUCGGGGUGGCAUUAUCAAGGAAGAUUUUGUUAAGCUUCUCUCAUUCAUUGGAGUGAACGCUGGACACCCUUUCUUCCAGCAUUUUAUGACCUUGUUUUCAAACUUCGGUUAUUUGGGCUAUACACUCAUAAAGGAGAAGGCUGGCGACAAGCCUUACAAAAAAGAGUGGCAUCACGAAACUAUAUUGAAUGACCCCAAUACCUAUAACACAUCGCGCUUUGUUCCUGCUGCCGCGAAUAACCUCUCAAAGGUUAUCACAAAUCCUUUGUUCCUAAAUGAGGAAGCGUUCCCUUACGUUAAGGAUAAGCCGAUUGAAGUGCUAGAAGACGAAACACCUGACAAUAUCGGCUAUAACUACUCAUCAACUUCUCUGAGAAACCCGAGACAUAAGGCUUCUUGGACGAAAAACACUCAAAACAGGGCUCCAAGGCAAAGAUUCUUUUAUUAUAGCCUUGGCGGUUUGACCUACGGAGAAAUACGGACAGCUUAUAUGCAAUCACAACUCAAGAACAAAGACAUUUUUAUUGGUACUGACUGUAUUUUGACGCCUCUGGAUGUGAUGCAGAGUGUGGAAAAGUUGUCAGAGCCAAGAAAUGCACUAGGGCUCCAAGAUGACGCCAAAGAGAAGGAAAAAGUACCUGACUUUCUUUUUGAUAGAGCUGUGGUAGCUCCCGUAGUAUCCCAGCACGUUCACAAAGUAUCUCAUCAGAGGCCAUCCAAUGAUGCAAAGCCUGUCAUGCCAACUCCGCCUCCUCAAGAGAAGGAGAAAAAGAGGUCAAAGUUUUCAAAGUUCCUGAGGUCCAAGUCGUGA
This is a messenger RNA of Lachancea thermotolerans CBS 6340, 2106 nucleotides long. It is a transcript of the gene SEC1, whose product is annotated as Sec1p. Lineage: Eukaryota; Fungi; Ascomycota; Saccharomycetes; Saccharomycetales; Saccharomycetaceae. The transcript has 2 exons. Gene Ontology annotation, molecular function: syntaxin binding. Gene Ontology annotation, biological process: intracellular protein transport; vesicle-mediated transport. The record is from RefSeq and is a predicted model, not a curated record. Gene Ontology annotation, cellular component: secretory granule; plasma membrane. Bases 1 to 2106 code for a protein of 701 amino acids.